AUGACUGACCGCUACGCAGAUAUCAACCAACUACCUCGCCCAGAAAACCGGCCUUGGCAAUCCGAACGUCCAAUUUUCACACGCAUGGUUCAACGCAUGACUCAGAUUUUUGCCUCGGGAAUCACGCUUAUUGAGGGGAGUUACUUGGAUUCCUUUGAGAAAACGACAAGAGAGAUAUAA
Penicillium vulpinum is the source of this 180-nucleotide messenger RNA. RefSeq lists its product as uncharacterized. The record is from RefSeq and is a predicted model, not a curated record. Bases 1 to 180 code for a protein of 59 amino acids. The transcript is spliced from 2 exons. Lineage: Eukaryota; Fungi; Ascomycota; Eurotiomycetes; Eurotiales; Aspergillaceae.